This is a messenger RNA of Orbicella faveolata, 6782 nucleotides long. Its product is annotated as fibroblast growth factor receptor-like 1. Gene Ontology annotation, molecular function: fibroblast growth factor receptor activity; fibroblast growth factor binding. NCBI's taxonomy places the organism in Eukaryota, Metazoa, Cnidaria, Anthozoa, Scleractinia, Merulinidae. Gene Ontology annotation, cellular component: plasma membrane. The record is from RefSeq and is a predicted model, not a curated record.
UCACUGUACUAAGAUAAUGUUAGCUCAGUCGGAGUUACCCGAGUACCUGGGUAAACCUCGGUGUGAACGCUGACAUCUAUGAAAACAGGAUGAAAGGUUUGACAUGGUAGCCUCAGGCAUCACUUUUCAAAAUUCCGUGAAUAUUCUCUGAUAAAAAUAACUUUUCCCUGACUAAAUGAAUACAAAAAGUCACAUAUAGUAGCGUCCUCAAGCUUCCCCUUGCAGCCGUCAUCUCCACCCAUUCAUGUGAAACUGAUAAGUUUUUAACAAAUUUUCCUUGUCUAUCUGGGAAACACAUCGUUGAGAUCACAGUGACCUCACAUGUUUCCUCCAGCUCUCAAUAGAAGCAAAUCAGCCGUGUUAAACUAUUUCAAUUUUCCCUGACUCAAAAUAAAAUUCCUUGAUUUUUGCCUGACCUUGACAAUUUUUUUCCCGACCAAUUUUCCUGAUCUGUGGCAGCCCUAUGUGAGUGCUAGAGUAACGAGAACCCUCUUGCUGACAGCAACAAUGCCAAUAAGGGGACCUCCUCGUUUUGUAAACAUAGCCUAAAAGGUUUUAUUUCUUAAAUCACUAAUGGUACCUGCUCUUUAUAACGUGACAAGUCGUCAACUGGAAGAGAAAAUAAGUUAAUCUUAUCUUUAUUUUCAAUCCCUAAGCAAACAGAAAGCACGUCAAGAACUGAUCAGGAGUCAAGUUAAAACUUGAGAUGGAAUGGAGGUGGUUUAUGACAGAGAAAAUAAAAAUUUAAGCCAAUAAUUUGGAUAAUUUUUCGGCUUCUUUGUACCAGUACAGUUUAGAGCUAAGGUAAGACAGGGAGAGCGCGAUCGUGUGGGGAUUGGUGCCAAAGAUGGAGGUCUCUUCUCCAGUCUCCUCGCUGUCGCGCUUGCUCGUUUUUUCCAAGACUUAAGAUUUUGAUGGGUCAUCUAAAUACUCUUUUCUUAGUUGAUGCCACAAAGACUGCCCAAUUAAAGGGGUGUCGUUAUCAUUUCCGUGACUCAAUAGGUUACCACAGGCCUGCUAAAACAUCCCUAACUUUUGACAAAGUUUAAAAAAUCUGUACGUGGUGUUCAGAGCCACCUUUUAAAUUUAAAAUUUUUCGAAAAGUUAAGGUAGCUCGGAUAAAUAUUUCCCUCCCAUGAUGCAAACUAAAAAGGUAAUUACCACGUCAAAUUAAUAGCGCGGGUUUGAGCUUCUUUAUUUAGUCUGAAGUAGGAGUAUGGAUUUUGUCAUGAUUUUGCCUUUUGGGCCUGAAAGUGGGCACGUCUUUUAACGGGAACGUACGAUAAAGCGAUGAGUCUAACUGCUAGCUGAGCCAGGAUCCCAUUCACGAUCUCUUUCAACAAUAACACGCAACAAGACCGAUUAGGAUCCAAUUCAGACCUUCUUAUUACAGGUUUGAACAUCAGAUACAGUCGGAAAUAAACUGAACGGAACUCUAGAACUAUGUAGUGAAAACCCUUUCAAAAGAUGCUACGCUGAUAAUAUAAAUGCUAUGAUUGGGUGAUCCUCAGGGUCUGGAAACUCUUAAUCUGAUAGGUCUCCUACCUCGAAUGAACAUUCGGAGAGUGUAAGACAAAUUCUCGUAUGUGUUGUUGCUGUUGCUGUUUUGUUUUUCACAAAUACAACGAUUACACAGGACCCUGGGAAUGUCUAUUAAGCUUCGAGUGGAAGUUAUGGCUCCUCUUCAGUGCGAAUUUGUAGAUUUCAAAAUCCAGUCAUACCGAACGUGAGGCCAAGUGGUACUUGAAUAUUUGGUAGGGAUUAUACCAGUCUAUCAGAAGUAAAAACACCAAAGUGGAGACCGUCAGGAGCCGUAUGUGAUGGGCUGCUGAGAACAUAAGACAGCCUUAAUUGAUCUGGUUUGGCUAAGCGUAAGCCGUCUUUUGUUGUUUUUAUUGAGACAAAUAAAUUGUAAAGCAUUUUGUUCGUAAUUAACCCCUCGAGCCCCGAUAUCAACAUUGAAAUUCUCCUUAGGGAUAAGGGAACAUUUCGUACUAUACCAGUAACAAGGAUUCGCCGUUAAGAAAGAGCCCAGGUAACUUUUCAUUGUGAUGAUUUCCUUGAUGCUCACAAAACUGUACAAGUAUGGCCAUGCAUCGAUAUUAAUGGGAGAAACACAAUGCUGAUCACACUUAGGACUUAAAGGCUUAAUCCAGCUUGCACAAGAGAAUAUUGAUCUUUGUUAGUGUUUUGGCUUCCAUGAAGAUUCUCCUUCCGCUUGAGGUUUGAAAAACGAACCGCACAGCAAGAAAAAAAGACCACACAACUGAACAUGCAGCUACUCAUGAGCAUUGCUAAUGUGGACCUGAAGCAUUCGUUUCAGCAAGAACGCACUCAACGCAAAAUCUCUUCGUUUUUAACCUAACAAGCAUGACAGCGAUGGUAAAAAUGUUCCUUUCUACAAGAUCCGAAAAAAGAGUUCUGUUUCCCAAACUACAGCAAACACACAACUACAUUUUCACCAGUUCGUGCUGUUCAUGAGGAAUAAUCGAAGUAAAGACCUUUCUUGUGCACAAGAAUAAGAACAGACCUAAUCCCUAUUACAAACACUUUACAUAUUUAACAGUGAGUUGCUGAUGAUUUACGGAAAUCUUAAAACGUAUCCAUAUCCUGCUUAGCUACCACCACUGGGGUGAUAAUUACAGCAACAAGCACAUGGAUCACGCAAAACAAUAAGCGAUCAGUUAUUUCUCAAACGUAGUGGGCUUUAUUCGAAACGUUUGCAGAUGCAUUGUUUUCUCUAUUCGUUAUACAAACAGAAUUUCUGAAGAGAUCUUCACAUGCCUGAAUCGCCAGCGUUUCUUGCAUGCGUACGUACGUGAUAGCCUGUAAUCUUUCAGUCCUACGUUUCCGCUAUCUAGCUAAAUAUUUGUGGAAACUUACAUAUUUACCCUAUGUUAUAUCUGUUGACAAAUCUUUUAAGCUGAGCUGUAUGUUCUAUCUGGCCAACAGAUCAGUAUAUAUCUGGCACAAAGGCUAUAAAAGCUCCCUUUGGCCUUUUACUAGAUGCAGUGACAGAUUUGGCGUCACCAGUUUGCGGAACCGUUCCACUAAAGUUAACCGGUUGUGGAAGAUUACGUCAAUACGUGGAACGAACAUUUCUGGCCUUUCAGAAACCGUGUACUUGUAUGGGCGCUCUUCAGGUGACCUAAAAUAGGAAAGCCUUGUCAAACAUUAGGAAGUUGAGAGAUCUUAACCAUUCCAGUGCCAAGGAAUGAGCUUGUAACACAGAUAACUUCCUUCCUGAUAAAACAUCAAGGUUCCGCCAUCUGGCGCCAGCCCGCACGAUAUCUGGUCGCACUUCUGGCUGCAGCGCGUCAAUUCUAAUACAAACAAGCUGCAGAAAACUUUAAAAACAUAAACGCGUUACGGAGCUGGAGUAAAGAUAAGGCAGCAAAGUUGCCAUCAAGGUGAGGUGCACAACAUGAGGCAAAGGGCUGAUUGGAGAGUCGUUUUCGCUGCAUGUACAUUAGCGAUGCAAAUCACGACGGAUGCGGCAGGGAGCUCUACGUCGAUGAGUUACAUGUCAACAACGUCGUCAUCUUCAAACACGAAUUCUGGAGAUGCUCAAGCUUCUCCCAGAUUUGUGGACUCCAUCAGAAUGCAACAAACGUUCAUUGCGUGGCCAGCACGUCACACUGUUAGACUAAAGUGCAAAGCCAAUGGCUCAAGUCCUUUGAGAUUCCAGUGGUUAAAAGACGGAGAUCCUUCCAUACACAGGCGAUUACAGCCGAGGCUUAAGACAAACAUGUGGUACCUAAAACUUAAAGAUUUGGUACCCCUGGACUCGGGCAAAUACACGUGUGUAGUUUCCAACGCCUAUGGCUCAAUCAAUCAUACUUAUACACUACGAGUUGUAGAAAAAUCUCGAAGUAAGCCCAUUUUGAAGUGCGGUUCCCCAAGAAACACCAGCGUCCAGCUUGGACAAAACGCUUCGAUGACUUGCAUCGUCCUUGUCAGUGGAACACUUCCAGAUUUUAGAUGGGUAAAGUGGGAUGAUGUCCCCAGCACGUACCCCAAUUCACUUGACUUUGAAAGAGGUUCGUACACCCUUGUUGAUCCUGUGCAAUAUGAAACGGUUCACGUUGCAGGAAAGUACGGCGUUAAAGUGAACAUCAGAAACGCCACACCCAAAGAUUUUGGACUGUAUACGUGUUACGUUAGUAACCAUCUUGGUUCCGACUACAGGAGUGCGUUUUUAAGCGAGAAAACGGACAGGUGGAAAGGGUCAGAAGAGUCGCUUUCAGACACGACAGCAAAUCCUGAGAAAAACUACCUCGCGAAACAUCACAACACAGAAUCCUCGCUUUCUACAGAAACCAACGUUACAUUGGACAACCCAUCGCCUAAACCUGUGUUAUCUAGAUCCCGAGAGGCCAAGAUACCGCUCAGUGUGUUUAUAGGUGUACUGAGCACCUGGGCUGUCAUUACAACAAUCGCCCUUCUCUGGUGCCAUCUGUAUCAUAAGAGAAUCACAGCGACAAAGCCAGGAAUAGAGAUCUCGUAAAGCACGAGGGACUACAUCUUUCUGGCGAUCACCGGCAAUGUUGGACAAGAAUGAGCAUAUGUGACACUGUUAAAACCUGACGUUUGGGCAAGUUAUACCUGCCCGCACCUUACAGAUGUUGUUGUAGAUCGUGCCCAUGGAAGGGUUGUUUUUGCACAAGUAUAACUAUCGUGUAUUUAAUCUCGAAUUGUCUUAAUUAUAUAUCCGAAGUCGGUUCUACUUUGUUUUGCUGGUUAUUAAAGCCGGUGUUAAAAGUGUAUGUUCGACUUUAAAUGACGUGAAUUUGGGACAACAUGCAAAUGAUAACAUUUGUUUUCUUUUCGCCCUUUUACAACUAAACUACUGAUAAAUGAAUGUGUAUAUAUAGAAAAAUCCCUCCCCUGAUUCAGUUCCGCGCUGGCGGAUAAAAACUAACCAAAAUUUCAACGACGUAAAACGCAAAUUUAAGGUGUACCUUCUACCACAGACCAGUUUGAAAUCUUUGUUGGUGCGCAAAAUUCAGUUUCAUUUCAUUUGCGGGAAAUAUAGCAUGAGUUAAAGUGUCUUCUUGUUGCGAAAGUCAGUUCAGAAAUAAAUACAGUUCAGAAAAAUGUCCAGGUGUGCACGUUAAUAAGAUACAUACAGGUGUGUCCUCAUUCGUAAACAAGUCAUCAAAACACACAUAAUUUUCUCCGUGAAAUAUGGAGUAACCUAGCCUGUUACUAACAAUUUGAGGUAUUUAUCAGAAAGAGCAUGCAUGGAUCUCACUAGUGUGCAAUCCUCGACAUGAGUGCAACGGUCUCGGAGUGUUGUGAACUGAAAAAUUUUUAUUUCCCUAGUGGCCGAAAACUCCACUGCAAUUGUAUAGUUAGAGAAAAAAGACCCUAUUAGUUUUCUAAUAUACGAAAUCUUCAUGAAUCGAUCUUAUUUUUACAAAGUAACGUUUCAAAUGCCGCGAGUAAAAAUGAAAAUUGAAAACAAAUCAUCUUGCACCACGGCCGGGUAUCAAGGGUUCAAUACAAAUGCUGAAAGACCCAUAAUUGUGUAUUGUUGUGUCGAAAUUGUCUUUACUUGUGUUUGCCUCUCACGCAAUAUAGAAACUUGAUGGCCGAGUGUUCACGUUGGUGUCCCCGGUGCAAAGUUCUCUUUCAAGUACGCAGCAGGAGUGCAUAAUGGUGAUAGUAUUAAAAACAAGUGUAUUCAGGUUUUAUGUAUAAGUUUCAUUAAGAAUUUCCUUUUACUGAAACAGCUAGAUUCUUUCAGGUCUUAAUUUGCAAAUGAAAUAACUCUCUUGAAGAUUAGAAAAUGGCCACCGAGACGCUGUAUCCUAUGUUGACUAUAGUCUGUUCCAGGCUUUUACCACGAUAUAUGUAAGCAUGUUUCAAAGAAAAGUGGCCAUUCUUACUUUUGAGCCCGAGAAAUAUGUCUGUUUUAGCGCUGGGCACAUUUUCUCGCGCGCGACAUACUAAUUCUCGGCUGAGAACAGGUCGUUCCUUCGUCAGUACUUUAAGGCCGACUUCGGGGCAAAUGCUCUUUUCCUAACCAUAUUUCAUUAAGUAUCGUAACGCAUUGGCGCGCAAUGACUGCAUAAGGACGUAGUAUUUCUUGAAUUAGUUAUCACACUCAAAGUAAAAACUCUUGUGUUCUAAUUUCGUGGGUAGGCUGGUCUUAAUCGGAUCGACAAUAAAGGAGAUGUCAGUGAUGGACUUACAGGUCACCUAAAAAGUGUUUUCUUUUCCUUGACACUUACUAAGCUUGCAAAUAACUGCCGUGGAACAAUGGGCGGUCUACUUCAUUCAGUAAAUGUACCCAAUCUAGCGGAUAAAAUAUAUAGCAAAGUUGGUCAAUAUAGGUAUAAGUUAUUUGCGUAACCCACUAAAAGUAAAGUUCACAUGCUCUUAGAUGAUUCGCCCAGACAUCCAGUCCCUAGCUAUCUUGAACUACUGGAAAUAAACGUUGGUUUCCCCUGGUGUCCGUUUUGAGGAUGAGGAACGGAUGUGCAUUAGUGGAGGCACCCAACUGCACUUGCACAGACCAAAAGACACUGAAACGCUUCCUCAUUAAUACCCUAAGUAUUAUUAGGCCAUUUUUUAACCAUCGUGGAGUUAAGCGGAAAGAUUAGUGGGCAAUCGAUGUCUUUGUGCAGGAGUAUUUUGUACGUCAUUGAGCUGUCGCGUUGUAUCUGCGAGUCUUCCGGUCCGAGGGGCAUAUUAUUAUUACUGAUAAAGCGUAAACCAGGAAUCUCUGGAUUAUCACUCGUUCACUUACCAGAGGUUUUGCACUAAGGAAAGGUUUU